CAAGGUUAUAAACCAUCCUCUCUUCCCUUCUCCUCCCUCCACAACCAAAAUUAGAAACUAUCUCCUCAUACUCACCAUUGUAUUUCUUUCCUUUUCAGUCUCUCUGAUAACAUGAAAUGAUAUAUACCUUAAUAGAAGGUAUAGAAAGAAAGUAAAGAGAGAAGUGGUUGGGAGAGAGCAAGUGCAAAGAAGCAAAAGGAAGAUGGGUAAGCGUAUGAAUGAAGCAAAAAGCGUUGGUACAGUGGGAGUGAUGGAUAAGCUCCACCAUGCACAAGCAUCAAUUGGUGUGCUUACGAGGGCCAAAACCCUGGCCCUCAAGAAAUCCUUAUCCUCUCUGUCUACUUCCAUCAUCAUGGAGGAUAUAACGGCCAAUAACGGUAGUGAUGGCUGUUACCUCCAACUGAGAAGCAGGCGAUUGGAGAGGCGUGUGACUCCUCUUGUAAAGAAAGCAAAAAAGAACAAGUGCUCGCCGGCUAAGGGUAAGAAGGAAGUUGCUUCUCUGAAGAUUGAAGAGGACGGGGUGGAGGAGAAAGUCGACAAGGAAGAGGAGAAUAACAAGAAAGAUGAUUACAAUGAGGAAGAGGAGGGCUCGUAUGGGGAUAAUGAGCUUGAUCUUGAAAACAAAGGAAGAAUUACUAGGGAGAGCACUCCUAGUACCUUGACUGAGGGUUCCAACAUCAUCAAAACUCCUACUUCGAGCAACAAGUCAGCCACCAAUGGGAAUGCCAUCAAGAAAGGGAAAGCAAUAAUGCCAAGCGCAGAAGAACUGGAGGCCUUUUUUGCUCCACAGGAGAAGCUGGACAUUGAAAGAUUCAUCGAAAAGUACAACUUUGAUCCGGUGAAUGAGAAGCCACUCAAAGGACGUUAUGAAUGGGUCGAAUUCAAACCUUAGACAAACAGUAAAGAUCCAUUAAGACUUGAAGGACUUUCUUACAACAAGGGUACUGAAGGAAAAGUUUAGGAACUUUCAUUUGUGUGUAUUGUUGUUGGUCAUGUUGUGGUUUGUGUUGUCUUGCUCUAGUGAUAGUGUUUAAUGAAGUAGCUAGGUGCACUCCAGGUUAUUUAAUAUUUUCAGAAUUUAAAUUUAGUGUUUCUGUAUCAUGUUUCUCUCCUUCACCUUGUUGUCUUUCUCUAUGUUGAUUGUACUUGUAAAAUAUUACAUGAGUCUAUGUCAACUUCUGCUUUAUGUGACCAUCGUUUACAA
Molecule: messenger RNA, 1204 nt
Organism: Sesamum indicum (sesame)
Lineage: Eukaryota; Viridiplantae; Streptophyta; Magnoliopsida; Lamiales; Pedaliaceae
Product: cyclin-dependent kinase inhibitor 3
Biological process (GO): negative regulation of cyclin-dependent protein serine/threonine kinase activity
Cellular component (GO): nucleus
Molecular function (GO): cyclin-dependent protein serine/threonine kinase inhibitor activity
Source: RefSeq, a predicted model, not a curated record